Messenger RNA from Tupaia belangeri chinensis (Chinese tree shrew), 516 nucleotides. RefSeq names its product immunoglobulin lambda constant 1. NCBI's taxonomy places the organism in Eukaryota, Metazoa, Chordata, Mammalia, Scandentia, Tupaiidae. The coding region runs from base 1 to 378 and encodes 125 amino acids. The transcript has 3 exons. The record is from RefSeq and is a predicted model, not a curated record.
AUGGUCCAUGAGUCACUGUGGUUUGUAUUCGGCGGAGGGACCCACCUCACUGUCAUAGGUCAGCCCAAGGCUUCCCCCACAGUCACUCUGUUCCAACCUUCCACUGAGGAGCUGACAACAAACAAGGCCACACUGGUGUGUAUGGUCAAUGGCUUCUAUCCCAGUGACAUUUCCAUAUCCUGGAAUAGAGAUGGCAACUCCAUCACUCAGGGCGUACAGACCAGCAAGCCCUUCAAACAGAGCGACAACAAGUAUGGGGCCAGCAGCUACCUGAGCAUGACUGCUAGUGAUUGGCGUCAUCACAACCUAUUCACCUGCCGGGUUGUACAUGAGGGGAUUACCGUGGAGAAGACCGUGUCCUCGACAUCAAGUUCUUAGGACCCUGCCCCCACAACACCCACAGUGCCUUGAGCAUAUGACCACAAGGAAGUGGUCCCCACUCUAAUCCUUAGUGGUUCUAGCCCUUCUCCCUCAAUCUAUAAACUUUCAAUAAAUAUUCUCAUUGCCAGUUUCAAA